AGAGUUGACCUAGUGUACCAAAACCUAGGCAACUGGUCAACUUCUUACUACAAUGUCCCAAACUACACGCACGUGGCCCCCGUCGUAGGCCUCCUGGACCUACGACUCCGCGGGCUCCACGAGCGGGAGGCUCGUGGGGCUCCGCAUGCUGGGUGGCGGCAACAUCACCGUCCGCUUUUACAAUGUUUCGCUUGGGCAAUACGACGAUGUCGCCGCCCUGCGGUGCGUGAGGUUCGCCGCCAACGGCACCUUGCAGCUCAGCAACGUGACGGGCGGUGGCGGCAGCGACGGGAGCGAGAGGUCGUGCGCGGGGCGGAGCGACGGCCAUUUCUCGAUCGUCGCUCCGAGGGCGAGGGAGACGGCGGGGACGACGGCGGUGAAGUGGUGGAUGAUCGGCGCCCCCGGUGGUGCCGCGGCGGUGGUAGUGAUCGCCGCCGCCGGAAUUUUGUGGUGGAGAAUUUGUCGGUGGAGGAAAAUGGAGAGAAUAGCUGAGAGAAGUGAAGGUUUGAGUUCAAUUUGGAUUGGAAAUAGCAGAAUGCCUACAGCUACAGGUAUCAGAACACAACCAAAUCUUGAAAAUAGCUAUAUUCCAUAAUUCAUUAAUUUCUAUCUUUUUUUUUUUUCUUUUUUUCUUUUUGGCUUCCAUACUAUUUCAAUUUUUUGGGUUCUUUUGUAAGUGAAUAUACAUGAUUUUCCAUGUUUUUUUAAAUUGAAAUUGAAUUAAAUUUUGUAGUUUUUGAAUUA
Messenger RNA from Salvia miltiorrhiza (redroot sage), 744 nucleotides. RefSeq lists its product as uncharacterized. The coding region runs from base 146 to 595 and encodes 149 amino acids. The transcript has a single exon. The record is from RefSeq and is a predicted model, not a curated record. NCBI's taxonomy places the organism in Eukaryota, Viridiplantae, Streptophyta, Magnoliopsida, Lamiales, Lamiaceae. Gene Ontology annotation, cellular component: membrane.